UCAGGCUGGCCUUGAAUUCAUUUCUAUCCUCCUGCCUCAGCCUCCUCAAUGCUGGGCUGACAGCUGUACGACAUCAUGCCCAGCUGUGUAUACUGUUUCCAAUAACCUUACAUGCUAUCAUCUAGCAAAGAGCAGAUACAGAAGGAAAAUCAGACUGACCAAGGCGCUUGUCUGGGGCGAGCUGCGUGCAGUUGUGGAUGGAAGGCGCUGCUUUGCGGGUGCCCAGGCCGCUGGCCCCCGGCCAGGCCGAGAAGGAACGCAGGGCCCUGUGGGAGGAGUCCUGUGGUCAGCUCCUGGAGUAGGGAGGUGGCAUGCUGUAGUAACAUUCAAGAGGGAAGGGUUUCUUCUCGGCGAAGUGAGAGGCGAGGCCAAGAACAGCAUCACCGACUCCCAGAUGGACGAUGUGGAAGUCGUUUACACAAUUGACAUUCAGAAAUACAUUCCAUGCCACCGGCUUUUCAGCUUUUAUAACUCUUCAGGUGAAGUCAAUGAGCACGCAUUGAAGAAAAUACUUUCAAGGGUUGAAAAGAAUGUGGUAGGUUGGUACAAGUUCCGCCGUCACACAGAUCAAAUCAUGACAUUUAGAGAGAGGCUGCUGCACAGAAACCUACAGAGGCGCCUCUCAAGUCAGGAGCUCGUGUUUCUCCUGCUGACGCCAAGUGUAGUGACGGAAAGCUGCUCCACGCACCGGCUGGAACACGCCUUGUACAAGCCACAGAGAGGACUUUUUCACAGGAUCCCUUUAGUAGUGGCCAACCUGGGCAUGUCUGAGCAGCUGGGCUAUAAAACUACAUCAGGCUCCUGUGCGUCCCUGGGCUUUAGCAAGGCAGUGAGAACACACAGCUCUGAAUUUUUUAAAGAAGAUGGAUCUUUAAAGGAGGUACAUAAGAUAAAUGAGAUGUAUGCUUGUCUACAGGAAGAGUUGAAGGAUGUAUGUGAAAAGGUGGAAGGAAGUGAACGAGAAGUAGAGAAGCUAAUGAAGGAUGUAAACAGGUUAAAACAAGAAAUUAAACAAAGGCAGCAAGCACAGAUUGAAGCAGCACGUGAGCAGAAUGUCCAAAAGGACCCUCAGGAGAAUGUUUUUCUUUGCCAAGCUUUACAGACCUUCUUUCCAGAUUGUGAAUCUCUCCAUUCUUGUGUGAUCUCUUUGAAAACCAGAAAGAUUUCUGAAAGCAGAUGUGAUGCCUCACACACUGUCGACGUGGCAGACAAGCUGACCUUGAUGGUGGAGUAUGCUCACUCCCCAGAAGCCAGCCCCACCAGGACCGCCGCGCAGGCGCCUAAGCGCAGAGCUGCAGGCCUGGAAGACCAACAGCAGCAGAAAAAGCUGCGGCUGGCGGAGCCAAGAAACAAGCUGUGUGAGACAGGUACUGAGAGCAGUAACGGAGAAAAGGCAUCUGCAACAAGCAGCCCAGAAACAGAGGACGAGAGGGAAAGAACGCAGGGUGCUGACAAAUAUCCAGAAUCCCCCACCUUUUAACCCUGGUGACCAGAGUGAAAGUGUUGACUGUGGAAGGGGUGAAGCUCAGCCACUCUCAGGAAGCCACAGCAAAGCCCACUUGCUUUGGCUACGUUCAGCUGCCCAUGUGCUAUCUGGUACGGUACUGGUUGUUACCUUGGUUGCCUGCUUACAAUAAUUCCUAAGUAAGUUCCACUGAACCUGUUCCAUAAAGGACUUUUAAACAUA
Molecule: messenger RNA, 1687 nt
Organism: Cavia porcellus (domestic guinea pig)
Lineage: Eukaryota; Metazoa; Chordata; Mammalia; Rodentia; Caviidae
Gene: Abraxas1
Product: abraxas 1, BRCA1 A complex subunit
Exons: 9
Coding region: 395-1480 (361 amino acids)
Biological process (GO): mitotic spindle assembly; attachment of spindle microtubules to kinetochore; protein K63-linked deubiquitination
Cellular component (GO): nucleus
Molecular function (GO): microtubule binding; polyubiquitin modification-dependent protein binding
Source: RefSeq, a predicted model, not a curated record